AUGAUUUUGAAAUUCAGCCUUCUCAUUGUGUAAGUCAAAACAAUUUUUUGAAUAAAAAAUUAAUGAAUUAAGAUUGUUGAUUUCUAUGGUUUCUGCAAGAUCUGUAGAAUCAACAACUCCAAGAACUUCAAGAACAAAAAUGAGUGGUGAAGUGCAAACACGAACAACAACUGAUGAGGAAUACGGGCCAGUGUAUAGUAGUUAGUCACACAACUUAUGUAAUGAUUGAUAUAAUCUGAGUAUAUUUCAGUUACUGGUCAAACAACAAAAGCACCAAGUCUUUUGGAACUAACAAAGUCAACUAGAUCAAUAAAAUAA
Messenger RNA from Caenorhabditis angaria, 318 nucleotides. Lineage: Eukaryota; Metazoa; Nematoda; Chromadorea; Rhabditida; Rhabditidae. The record is from the annotation of a GenBank genome assembly.